Messenger RNA from Alligator sinensis (Chinese alligator), 8972 nucleotides. It is a transcript of the gene COL7A1, whose product is annotated as collagen type VII alpha 1 chain. The transcript has 120 exons. The record is from RefSeq and is a predicted model, not a curated record. The coding region runs from base 18 to 8972 and encodes 2984 amino acids. Gene Ontology annotation, molecular function: serine-type endopeptidase inhibitor activity; protein binding. NCBI's taxonomy places the organism in Eukaryota, Metazoa, Chordata, Crocodylia, Alligatoridae.
UGGACCUGGCGGGUCCCAUGAUGAGAGGGUGGGUCCUGCUCCUCGCCAGGCUCCAAGCCGUGCUCCUGGCCCUGGCACCAGUGACAGCCCAGAAGAGGAGCCAAGAGACCUGCGUCAACGUCUACGCAGCUGACAUAGUGUUCCUGGUGGACGGCUCCUCCAGCAUCGGCCGGGCCAAUUUCCGAAUGGUUCGAGCCUUCAUGGAGGACCUGGUCAGGCCCUUCGUCCAUGUGGUGGGGGAAAAGGCUGUGCGGUUCGGGGUGGUGCAGUACAGCGAUGACCCCCGGGUGGAGUUCAGGUUCUCUGAUUAUUCCAACGGGACGGCAGUGAGGAAGGCCAUCCAGCAGCUGAGCUACAAGAGCGGGAACACACGCACUGGUGCCGGCCUCCGAUACGUCACUGACAACUUCUUCAGCCCUGCUCAGAUCCGGCAGAGUGUCCCAAAGGUCUGCAUCCUCAUCACGGAUGGCAAAUCCCAGGAUGAUGCUGAGCAACCAGCCACGCGGCUGAAGAACCAGGAUGUGAAGGUCUUUGCUGUGGGGAUCAAGAACGCGGACCGUGGGGAGCUCAUCAGGGUGGCCUCCACCCCCACCGAGGACUAUUUUUUCUAUGUCAAUGAUUUCAAGAUCCUGGGAACCCUUUUGCCCCUGGUGUCCCGUAGGGUGUGUGCCAGCACUGGAGGAGUCCUGCAGACCACAGGCCAGCAGGUGUACAGUGGCCCGGCUGACCUGGUCUUCAUUGAGCAGGGCACUGACCUGCUAAAGAUCCGCUGGGCUGCAGCAGGCGGUCCUGUCACGGGAUACAGAAUCCACUAUCUGCCGCUCACUAGCUUGGGGCAGCAGAUCAUGGCAGAGAUGAAGGAGAUCAACGUUGCCCCCAAGGAGACGAGCGUUGUGUUGCGUGGGCUGAGGCCAGGGACAGAGUACCUAGUCACCAUCAUCGCCCAGUAUGCUAAUAGUAUCGGUGAAUCGGUCUCCGGCAGAGGACGCACCCAGCCCCUCCCUGGAGUGGUGAAUUUCCGAGUGGUGGAAGCUGGACCCUCUUUCCUCCGUCUGGCUUGGGAAACUGGCCUGGGUUCCUUGCAGGGCUACAGGCUCACCUAUGGCGCUCGAGGUGAGGCUCAGGUGGAGGAGAUGAGCCUGGGGGCCAACGCUUUGUCUGCUGUACUCAGCAACCUGCGUCCCAAUACUGACUACGUGGUCACCCUCUACCCCCGCUACUUGCAGCAUACGGCAGCUCCAGCUGUGGCCAACGCCAGGACCUUGCGAAUGGAAGGGGUGACAGAGUUGACAGUUCAGAGCAUCUCUUGGGAUCGCAUGCUGGUGGUCUGGCGAGGCGUGAGGGGAGCUACUGGAUACCGGGUCUCCUGGAGCACUCUUUCAGGCCAGGAUGUUCGGAAAGUGGAUGUGGACAGCAGCAAGAAUUCCUACCUGCUGACAGGCCUGCAGAGCAGCACAGAUUACCUGGUGCACGUCUCGCCACUCUAUGGGCAGAGUGAAGGACCCAAAGCAUCCGUGACAGGGAGAACAGAAAUAAGCCAGACCUUGCGAGCCACUUUCCUGGGCCCAACGUCCAUCCAGUUGGUCUGGAACAUCAUCCGUCCUGCACGUGGGUACCGGCUGGAGUGGAAAAGAGUAGCAGGAGUGGAGGCCCCCCAGGUUUUGUCUCUGCCCCCCAGCGUCAACACCUACGAGCUCAAAGGCCUUCAGCCUGAAACAGAGUACCACAUCACCCUGUACACACUGUUUGACACGAUGGAGGUGGCUACAGAUGUAACCACUUCUGAGAUAGAUCGGUCUCUGGUGGGCAGUGUGUCCAACCUGCGGAUCCUGGAGACGGUGGGGAGAAGGGUCCGGCUGGCCUGGCUGGGGGUCCCAGGUGCCACUGAGUACAAGAUCGUGGUGCGCAACUCCCAGGAUGGCACUGAGAGGAUGAGGCGGAUCCCAGGCAGCCAGACCACAUUGGACCUCGACGACUUGAAGGAGGGUGUUGUCUACGUGGUGCGCGUGUCAGCCCUGGCCGGUAGCCAGGAGGGCAGUGCUGCCUCCCUCAGCAUCCGUCUGGACUCAUCACCAGUGGGCAGCAUCACCAACCUGCAGGUGGCAGAGGUUGGCUCUAACCAGCUGCGGGUCAUAUGGCAAAGGCUCCCUGGGGCUACAAGUUACAAGCUGACAUGGCGAUCGGCUGAUGGACAGGAGAUCUCUCGGGUGCUGUCACCCGACACGACGUCCUUCACCAUUGAAGGGCUCCAGGCCAAGACCGACUACAUCAUAGGGGUCUCAGCCCUGGUGGGCAGCAGGGAGGGCAGCCCCGUCACUAUUGUUGCUAGAACAGCUCUGGAGGAGGUGGGGAUGGUCUCCGGCCUCAGGGUCUUUGCGCCCAGGAGCAACAUUAUCCGAGUCGCCUGGGCCGGGGUGUCCGGGGCCACGGCCUACCGGGUGGUGUGGAGCCGGCAGGAUGGGGGCCCUGAGAGCAGCAGGGUGGUUCCUGGCAACACCAGCUCCUUUGACAUCCUGAACCUGGAGGGUGGCGUCACCUACAUCGUGAAGGUCACAGCACUGAUCGGCAACCGUGAGAGUAACCCUGUCUCCAUCACUGUUACCACGCCAGCGGAGGUGUCUCCGCCCCAGCCCGUGGGGAACUUUCAGGCCUUUGACCCUUCAGAUCAGCGCAUCCGUCUUUCCUGGACCCCGGUGCCUGGCAGCACUGGCUACCGCCUCAGCUGGCGCUCAGCAGAUGGUGGGCCUGAGAGGAGCCAGGUGCUCCCAGCCAGCCUUGAUACCUACAACAUAGAGGGCCUGCAGGCAGGAAAGCGCUACGAGAUCCGCAUCAUCAGCUUGGUGGGCAGCCAGGAGAGCAAGCCUGUGGCCAUCACGGCCACUACUGCCUUAGGCCGAGUCACCAACUUCCAUGUGGCAGAGACCCGGGAUGAUUCUGCACUGCUAACCUGGACUCCUGCGCCUGGUGCCACUGGCUACAUCCUCACCUGGAACAGCCCCACAGAGGGAGGUGAGAUGAAAACAACUCUGCCUGGGUCAGCGACCUCCCACCAGGUGUCUGGGCUGCGGCUGGGAGGCAGGUACACCUUCAGCAUCCGACCCAUGUAUGGUAGUGCCGUGGGUGCGGCCUCCUCCCUCACCGAGCGCCAAGUUUGCAGGGGUGGCCGUAGCGACAUCAUCUUCCUGGUACACGGCACCCAGGACAGCGCCUUCAGUGCUGGAGCCGUUCGCGCCUUGCUUGCCAGUACUGUGUCUGCUCUGGGCCAGCUGGGGCCUGACGCCACCCAGGUGGGCCUGGUGGUUUACAGCUACCGCAGCCGCCCCUGGAUCCUCCUGCCCUAUGAAGAGCCCAGUGGCAACGCAAUGGGCGCAGCCAUCAACUUUGCCAGGUCAUACAUGCUGAGCCCCAGCGCGGGGCGCCGACUGGACGUGCCGGCAGUGCUGGUGGUGCUGGCCGACAGCCCGUCAGGUGAUGACGUCAUUGGGCCAGCCAGGGAAGCCAAGGCUGCAGGGAUCCAGGUGCUGGCAGUGGGCAUGGAAGGUGCAGACCGGGAGCAGCUGCGCCGCAUCGUCACAGAUGACAACCCCCGCUAUGUCCUCUCUGCUGCAGACUCACGGGCAGCCUCACUGGGGCUGGAGGAUGAGCUUGCCAGCUCCCUCUGCCGGAUAAUUGACAUCCCGGGGCCAAGGCCACAGCCCUGCGUGACACAGUGUCCCAAGGGUGAGAAGGGGGAGCCCGGCAACAUGGGACCGAAAGGACACAUGGGGCUGCCUGGCCCCCCUGGAGAACCGGGGCGCAAUGGGCUGCCAGGCCCUCAGGGGCCUGCAGGACCACGGGGUGCCCCCGGCCAGGUGAUCGAGCAACCAGGCAAGAAGGGGGAGAGGGGAUUCCCAGGAGCAGAUGGGGUGCCAGGAAGCCCUGGUCGCCCUGGCAACCCUGGUUCUCCCGGCCAGCCAGGCAGCCAAGGUAUUCCAGGCUCCAGAGGGGAACCUGGACCGCGGGGCCCUGUGGGGCUUUCUGGGCCCAAGGGAGAGAGAGGCGAGCCGGGGGAGCCUGGUGUAAUCGUGGAUGGAGGAGGGGGGCUGCCUGGGCGGAAAGGAGAGCCGGGCACUCCGGGAAGCCCUGGGCCUCCCGGAAACCCUGGCCCCAGAGGAGCAUUUGGUGACCCAGGACCUUCUGGACCUCCUGGGCUUCCGGGGCCAGCAGGACCUCCUGGAGACUUCGUCAAGGGGGAGAAGGGUGACCGCGGCGAACGAGGCCCCCCAGGGCUGAUUGAUGGGGAAGCACCCAGAGGAGAGCCAGGUGUCCCGGGCCUGUCUGGUGACCCUGGGCCCCGGGGACCUGCAGGGCUCCCAGGACAGAAAGGAGAGAAGGGUGAUGGAGAGGAAGGUUUUCCAGGGCCGCCCGGCCGUCAAGGGGAUCCAGGAGAUCGGGGUCCGCGGGGACCACCAGGCGAGCAAGGACGGAAGGGAGACCGGGGGCUUCCAGGAGAGACUGGAGAAGCAGGGGAAAAGGGAGAUCGUGGACCCCCAGGGCCUGAAGGGGAGAAGGGGGAGCCCGGAGGUCCAGGCCGCUUGGGCCCAUCUGGCAGAGAGGGAUUGCCAGGACCAGCCGGUCCACGAGGGGAAAAGGGAGAUCCAGGAGUUCCUGGGGAACCUGGGAGGCCGGCUGCCAGCAUCUCUGGUAUCAAAGGAGAGAAGGGUGACAAAGGUCCUGCAGGACCAGAGGGCCCCCCUGGCUCCAAGGGAGACCCUGGAAAUAAAGGAGACCGCGGCCCCAUUGGAUUAAGCAUCUCUGGCCCACCCGGCCCCAAAGGAGAGCAGGGGGAAAGGGGGACUGUUGGCCUCACUGGCAGGAGUGGCCCCAAGGGGGACCCAGGCGAGCCCGGUGAGAAAGGGGAGCUGGGGAGAGCAGGGUCCCCUGGGCAGCCUGGCCCGCGAGGAAAGGAGGGUGAGCCUGGUGAGAAGGGCGAUGAGGGGACCCCGGGUGAGUCGGGGCCUCCAGGAAAGCCAGGGGACAGAGGCGCCCGGGGCCCUCCAGGAUACCGUGGCCUCCCUGGGGAGAAGGGUGACCAAGGAGACCCAGGCGCCGAGGGCAGAAACGGCAGUCCUGGAGCACCAGGGAACAAGGGCGACCGUGGGGACCCGGGGCCACCAGGACCCCCAGGACGAGUUGUUGAUUCAGGAGUGCCAGGGGGCAUCGGGGAGAAAGGCGAGAAGGGAGACCCUGGGGAUCCUGGAGAGGAUGGGAUGAAAGGUGCGAAGGGCGAGGUUGGGUUGCCUGGCCCACCUGGAGAGAGGGGAAUCGAAGGCCCCCGAGGUCCCCCCGGCACGCGGGGUGACCCUGGAGACAGAGGCUCCACGGGGGAGAAGGGAGAGCGAGGCCCCCCAGGGCUGGAUGGCCGGAAUGGGUUGGACGGCAAACCCGGGCAGAUGGGCCCCAUGGGGCUGAGGGGUGACCCUGGCAAGCAGGGGGAUCCUGGUCGAGAUGGGCUGCCUGGCCUGCGGGGGGAGCAGGGCCCUCCAGGAGCUCUUGGCCCCACCGGACCACCAGGCCUGCCUGGCAAACCUGGAGAUGACGGAAAACCUGGUCUGACUGGGAAGAAUGGAGAAGAUGGGACCCCAGGAGAAGAUGGAAGGAAGGGGGACAAGGGAGAAGCUGGUGCUCCUGGCAGAGAUGGCCGUGAGGGUGUCAAGGGUGAUCGAGGAGGCGUUGGGGCACCCGGCCCCUCAGGACCACCUGGCCUCCCAGGCGUACCAGGGCACGUUGGAUCCCCAGGCCAGGGCACACCGGGCCACCCGGGGCCUAUAGGACCGAAGGGGGACCGUGGGGACCGUGGACCCAGUGGAGAACCAGGGAAUCCUGGGACUCCUGGACCACGGGGUGACCCUGGGUCAACACAGAAUGUGGAACGUGCCCUGGAGACCUAUGGGAUUAAGCUUUCCUUACUCCGAGAGAUCCUGGGAACCUAUGAUGGGAGUAGUGGUUUGAUCCCAUCCUUCUCUGAGCCACGAAGAGGCCAGAAGGGUGAUAAAGGGGAUGCAGGUGAUACAGGAUCCCCAAGGAAAGAGGGCAUGAGGGGCUUCCCUGGAGAGAGAGGCCCCAAGGGUGACAGAGGAGACCAGGGUCCCCCCGGCCCCCAAGGCCCCGUGGGACGUGCCGUCGGAGACCGAGGUCCAGAGGGGCCUCCUGGCCAGCCUGGGGAGCCUGGCAAGCCUGGAAUCCCUGGGGUGCCUGGCCGGGCCGGGGAGCUCGGGGAGGCUGGCAGGCCUGGCGAGAAGGGCGAGCGGGGUGAGAGGGGCGAGCGGGGCGAGCAGGGCAGAGAUGGCCAGCCGGGUCCUCCCGGGCCCCCAGGGCCCAAGGCAGAUGUGAUGGACGGCAGUCUCUCAGGCGUUCCAGGGGAGCGUGGACCCGCCGGACCCAAGGGAACCAGGGGUGAACCCGGUGCGGACGGCGAGAGGGGACCCAAAGGAGAUAAGGGUGACCCUGGGCAGAAGGGAGAGAGGGGAGAGGCUGGCGAGAAAGGUCGGGAUGGCAGCCCGGGCCUUCCAGGAGAACGAGGCCUGGCGGGGCCAGAAGGGAAGCCGGGCCCACAGGGCUUUAGGGGGCCACCCGGCCUGGCUGGCAGCCAGGGAGAACCUGGGCCACCAGGCCCCCCUGGCCCUGCCGGGCUGUCAGGUGCUCAGGGCCCGCCUGGAAUAAAGGGAGAUGUGGGCGAGCCUGGUGCCAGCAUCCGGGGCCUGCCUGGUCCCCAGGGCAAUGUCGGCCUCCCAGGCCCACCAGGGCCCCCUGGCCUCGUGGGACCACAGGGCACCCCAGGACUGCCAGGACAAGUGGGGGAGAGUGGAAAGCCCGGCGUGCCAGGCAGAGAUGGUGUACCAGGGAAGGAGGGAGAGGCAGGGCUGCCAGGAAAAAUGGGCGUCCCGGGACCACCAGGCCCUGCUGGACCCAAAGGAGAGCCAGGCAACGCUGGGCCCCCAGGGCAGGGCACUGUCGGGCUUUCUGGGAUGAAGGGUGAGAAGGGUGAGCCUGGGCAGAUGGAUGGGGCCCUGCUGGGCAAACCUGGUCCCAAGGGUGAUCGAGGCCUACCUGGCCCCCGGGGUGAUACGGGGGAGCCUGGAAGAGCAGGGGAGCCUGGAGACCCUGGGGAAGAUGGAGCCAAAGGAUCGCAUGGAGUCAAAGGGGAGAAGGGUUCGCCUGGGAUCGGCCUGCAGGGACCCCCUGGGCAGGAUGGGCCUCCUGGCUUGAAGGGGGACACUGGUUUGCCAGGCCCACCAGGACCCCAGGGCUCACCAGGCAUCGCAGGGACCCCAGGCCAGCCUGGCCUGAGGGGAGAAAAUGGACAGCCAGGGCCCCCAGGAGCUCCAGGAGAGAGGGGUUUGAUUGGCUUUCCUGGAAGAGAUGGCACCACUGGACCACCAGGUCCCCCAGGACCCCCAGGGCUAGCUGGGACCCCGGGCAUCUCAGGACUGAAGGGGGACAAGGGAGAUGUGGGGACAGGGCUGCCAGGAGCCAGAGGCGAGCGAGGAGACCCAGGGCCUCGGGGUGAAGAUGGGCGCCCAGGGCUGGAGGGUGAUCGUGGGCCUGCGGGGCUGCCUGGGAACCGAGGGGAGCGAGGUGACAAAGGAGACGUGGGACCAAUGGGUUUAAAGGGAGACAAGGGUGACACCAUUGUCGUUGAGGGACCGGCGGGGGCCCGUGGCAACAAGGGUGAACCGGGAGAUCGGGGCCUGAAGGGGAACGAGGGAGAUAAAGGCGACAAAGGGGACCAGGGCCUCCCAGGCGAGAAGGGUGUCAAAGGGCAGCAGGGCGAUAAGGGCUCCACAGGCUUCCCAGGAGCCCGUGGCCCUGAUGGGCAGAAGGGUGAAGUCGGUGAAUCAGGAGAGCCUGGAGAGCCGGGGCAGCCAGGAAAGGACGGGAUCCCUGGCACAAGAGGAGAGAAGGGCGACAUGGGACCAAUGGGAAUACGUGGUCCUAAGGGAGACCGGGGAAUGAAGGGAGCCUGCGGCCAGGAUGGGAGCAAGGGGGAGAAGGGGGAGUCAGGGAUGCCAGGCCGACCAGGACUGCCAGGACGGAAGGGUGAGCCGGGAGAGCUGGGCAUGUCGGGAGCCCCAGGGAUCCCUGGGAAAGAAGGCCUCAUGGGCCCCAAGGGUGACAGGGGAUUUGAUGGGCAGCAAGGAGCCAAAGGAGACCAGGGGGAAAAGGGGGACCGGGGUGCUCCAGGUAUUAUAGGUGCUUCGGGGCCUAGGGGCAGCGAUGGAGCCCCUGGGCCACCCGGCCCACCAGGGAACGUUGGACCCAAGGGCCCUGAGGGCAUUCAAGGACAAAAGGGUGAAAGAGGCCCCUCUGGGGAGUCAGUGGCAGGUACCCGAGGAGUCCCAGGGAUCCCUGGUGAGCGAGGAGAACAGGGGAACCCAGGCCUUGAAGGUGCUAGAGGAGAAAAGGGAGAGCCUGGCAUGAUGGAAGAAGAGAUCCGAGAGUUUGUGAGGCAGGAGAUGAGUCAGCACUGUGCCUGCAGCGGCCGUUACCCCUCUUCUGGAUCACGUCCUCUUCCCAACUAUCCAUCCACCCAACCAUUCUCGUCUGUUAAGGCUCAACUAGUGCCCGUGCUUAAGUUGUCCCACGCUGAAGAGGAGGGGCAGGAGACGCGAAUUGUGGUGGAUUCUGAUGACCCAGAGUAUGAGCAGAUGUACAUCGAGGACUAUGGAGAGGAUGUGGAUGCUGAGGGGACAGAGCAUCCCAUGCUGAGCGAUGCUGACCCGUGCAGCUUGCCCUUGGAUGAGGGAACCUGCAGCCGAUUCACACUGCGGUGGUACUACAACCAAAGAGUGGCUGAGUGCCGCCCCUUCAUCUACAGUGGUUGCGGCGGGAACCUCAACCGCUUCUAUGCCAAGGAGGACUGUGAUCGUCAGUGCAGGCACCAUGUGGACACAGCGCCCAUGUGGGAGCACCUUACAAACAACAAUGCCUAG